Aspergillus homomorphus CBS 101889 is the source of this 818-nucleotide messenger RNA. RefSeq lists its product as uncharacterized. The record is from RefSeq and is a predicted model, not a curated record. The coding region runs from base 200 to 406 and encodes 68 amino acids. The transcript has a single exon. NCBI's taxonomy places the organism in Eukaryota, Fungi, Ascomycota, Eurotiomycetes, Eurotiales, Aspergillaceae.
GCAGGCUGUAUGUAUGUCUGCAACUACCUAGAUUAUUCAAACCUUGCCAAACUCCUGCGGAGAUGUUGAGACGGAGCUACAUCGCACUAUAGCAGCUGGGUGUCUUCCGCGCACGGUGAGGAUUGGAUAAAACCCACCCGGAACAAAGUAAGAUAAAAGCGAUCAUCGAAGUAAACUUUCAACAAACACACAAGCGCAAAUGGAAAAAGCAGAAACCGAAAAGGAGCCCCAGACCAGAAGAUCUGUAACCGAAGCUAAGAAACACAGCUGGGAGAGCGGUCUGAGAGUCGUGCUGGAGCUGUCAUAUCUCGUCCGGCACCCGAUGGAGAACAAGAAAGGCAGCCCCCCUGCGUCCAGUCCAAUUCGACAGAUCUCGUCUGCAAUGCUUCUCUUCCUUAAUCAUUGAUUUUCGGUUUCUCUUCGUGGAUGGGAUGAUGAAUUUUGAUUGCGUGAUGCAUUGCUAAUUUGCAUUCGCCCGAUGCAGAAGGGGAGAAAAACAUGUUAUUGAUGGCUGCCCUCAAGCCCAAUGUACAGCAAGUACUGGACAAGUAACUAAGCUAGCUGUAAGGUAGAGAGAUGUGCAUCCCUUGCGAACCUGAAUCUGAAGCGAGGUACUCCGUAGUCGGUGGCUCGGCGACCAUGUGCCCUACUGGACUUGAUGAAUGAAUGAAUGAAUGAACGAACGGGCUGCUAACGGUGUUUGGCCUUUUCGUUGCACACGUCGCACGAUGGGGUCAUCAGUGCAGCCGGCCAUUCUUAUCCCGACCAGUUCGUAUCAGGUUGGCCGGGCGGGGAACAAUGGGGACGUGUGCUGCUCG